ACAGGUAACGAUCCAACACAAAAUAUACCUUAUUUCUUUAUGUUUUCUCAUUAAAAUUAUACAAUAUCCUAUUAAUUUAAUAGAACAUUUACGCACACUAGGGAUUACCAAUAUGGCGGUGCAGAAGCUUUGCUUUUCAUGUCAUGAGCAAUCCAGAUCAGCGAAUGCAUGACAUUUUGUCCCUUAUGAUCAUGUUUUAUUGUGUCCAGUAGGUGUCCAGUAAGACGCUGCGGAGCCUUCAAUCCAAAACAUCCGAAGGAGGAAGUUUGGAGGUCAUCACCUCUGUGUUCGUGCUUUUAUAAUGGCCAAACAUCACCCAGAUUUGAUUUUUUGCAGGAAACAGGCUGGAGUUGCCACUGGAAGACUAUGUGAAAAAUGUGACGGCAGAUGUGUUAUCUGUGACUCUUUUGUCAGGCCUUGUACACUAGUUCGUAUUUGUGACGAGUGCAACUAUGGGUCUUAUCAAGGGCGCUGUGUCAUUUGUGGAGGUCCUGGAGUAUCUAAUGCAUACUACUGCAAAGAGUGCACCAUCCUGGAGAAAGAUAGGGAUGGCUGCCCCAAGAUUGUAAACCUCGGCAGCUCGAAGACUGACCUUUUCUAUGAGAGAAAAAAAUAUGGCUUCAAGAAGAGGUGAAGAAACAAAGGGAUGUUCUUUGUCACAGUCGUUCCACGCAAGAGUUUUCCGUUUUGUUAUCACGUUGUUCCAAUAAAUUUUUUAAUGCUGUGAUGUUGAUUAUGCUUUUCUGUUAGAUUUUGAUACUCAUAAUACUGCUUACUUGUAACCUGCAGGCUUCUAGUAUUCACCUGGCUAUUGACAACCUUUUAUUUUUAAUUUUUAGAUGAUUAGAUGCUUGUAAGAAUGAAUAUUUUAUCUCUAGCAACUUUUGGACUUAGCAGCUGGAAUUUUUAUAGAGAGUUCAAGAUGAGAGCCCUGGGCUUAUUUAUAAUUCAAAUUUCAACAUUGUGAAUCAGGUUGUUCUGGGUAUUAUUUUUUGGCUACACAAACUUUAUCCAGUGUUUAAUUCAAGCUCUUGUGGCUUCCCUCAGGAACACAACGUCACAGGAAGGAAAGACAUUCCAAAUAUAGAUUUUACUAGUAUAAACACAAUCUUCUUAUUGCCUUUCUUUAAACAU
This is a messenger RNA of Carassius carassius (crucian carp), 1134 nucleotides long. RefSeq names its product PHD finger protein 5A (gene phf5a). Gene Ontology annotation, biological process: mRNA splicing, via spliceosome. NCBI's taxonomy places the organism in Eukaryota, Metazoa, Chordata, Actinopteri, Cypriniformes, Cyprinidae. The transcript is spliced from 4 exons. Bases 302 to 634 code for a protein of 110 amino acids. Gene Ontology annotation, cellular component: U12-type spliceosomal complex; catalytic step 2 spliceosome; precatalytic spliceosome. The record is from RefSeq and is a predicted model, not a curated record.